AUGCUGGCGGCCGUCCACGAGGGCUUUGUGCUCAACAAGAGCGUCGCCCGCACCGCCCUGGGCGGCGCCCUGCUGACCAAGUGCAUGCAGAAGGUGCUGGAGAAGGAGCUCGAGUCCAAGGGCUCCAAGCUCAUGGCGCGCCACAUGUUCAAGCGCGUGCCCAUCCCGGACUUUGCGCAGUACGAGACUGUGGUGGAGGCGAACACCAACAUAACGGCCUCCUAUGACGCCUGGGGUCUGGAGCAGGUGGCGCAGGACGCGAAGGAGAGCCUGUGCAAGGCCAGCGACACCACCUUCAACGACCAGGAGGGGGCCAGCAUGCCCUACGCGCUGUACGAGCUGCCUGAUGGCACAGAGCUCAACAUCGGCCCGGACAGGUUCCGCGUCACAGAGACGCUCUUCUCAACGGCGCGCGUGUCGUCAUUCCCGGGGAUGGACAACGACCCGCUGGUCCUGGGCCGCCAGCUGCUGUCGUGGCCAGCCAUGGUCAAGAACGCCAUCGAUGGGUGCGACGGUGACGUGCGGCGGGAGUUCUGGAGCAGCAUCGUCCUCACGGGUGGCACGUCCCUGACGCCCAACGUGCGUGAGCGGCUAGAGCGGGAGCUGACCGCGCUGGCGCCUGGCGGCACCAAGGUCAAAGUCAACGCGCCAGUCAACCCCACAGAGAAGCGGUUCGCCACCUGGAUUGGCGGCUCCAUUUUGUCGUCUCUGGGGUCGUUCCAGCAGAUGUGGAUGUCAAAGGCGGAGUUCGAGGAGCACGGUGCCGGACUCAUACACCGGAAAUCGCCCUGA
Molecule: messenger RNA, 792 nt
Organism: Monoraphidium neglectum
Lineage: Eukaryota; Viridiplantae; Chlorophyta; Chlorophyceae; Sphaeropleales; Selenastraceae
Product: Actin-related protein 4
Exons: 9
Coding region: 1-792 (263 amino acids)
Biological process (GO): regulation of transcription by RNA polymerase II
Cellular component (GO): SWI/SNF complex; NuA4 histone acetyltransferase complex
Molecular function (GO): chromatin binding
Source: RefSeq, a predicted model, not a curated record